Messenger RNA from Carica papaya (papaya), 2873 nucleotides. RefSeq names its product dyggve-melchior-clausen syndrome protein. Gene Ontology annotation, biological process: Golgi organization. The record is from RefSeq and is a predicted model, not a curated record. NCBI's taxonomy places the organism in Eukaryota, Viridiplantae, Streptophyta, Magnoliopsida, Brassicales, Caricaceae. Gene Ontology annotation, cellular component: Golgi apparatus.
UAUCUUCUCCCUCGAUCUUCUUUAAAACCUUCGUCCGCAAGCUCUCUCUCUCUCUCUCUGCAAAAGCCAAAUUUCGUUUUCAUUUUUAAUUUUGAUUAAUUUUGAAUCAUAAUCUCUCUGCAAAACAGAUCCAAACGAUGUGCAAUGCCAUUCCUCCCAAUUCAGCUCCGACGCCCAGAAUCCCUCGACUGGCUCUCUGAUCGAACUUGACUCACCCCGGACAACCAUCCACACAACCACUUCAAACAGAGCUCUCUCUCUCUCUCUCUCUCUCUUAUUCACUUUCUCCUUCCUCUCAAUGGGAACUGUGCCUUCGACGCCGCGUCACAGCAGCAGCGACUCCGCGGAGUAUCUAAUCGCCACGUUCGUUGGCGAGAAAUCAUUCCCUUUGGCCUCCGAUUUCUGGCAAAAGCUCCUGGAGCUCCCAUUCACUCUUAACUGGCCCAGUCACCGCGUCAAUCAUGCCUACCAGCUCUUUGCACAAAACAAUCGCUACACGAGGCAUCUUGCAAAAAUUUUGAUUCAUCUAGCAUGGUGUUUACAGUCUUUUCCUGCCUCUGGUGCUUCAUCUACAACUUAUAUGAAGGCUGUCAACGCAGCGUACAUAUCAUCUAUUUUCCUGAAAAACAUAAUUGAAAACUCACAAAGUGGCGACCUCAAAGAGUUAUACCUCUCUUUGGAUGAAAGUGAACCAAUACCCAAAGAGUUUAUAAGAGGUCAAAAUAUUGAGAAUCUUGUCAUGCAUAGUGUGCUUAGUUUUAUUGGAUCGAUAGAUAUAAGUGCGGAUACAUAUCCUCUACAUCAGGAGUUGCUUAACUUUAUGCUUGUUGCAAUGUCAACUCAACUUCUUUCAGAACCGUCUCCUGGACCAGGGCAUAUAAACCCUUUUAUUGAUGCAGCAGUGUCUCAGGAAACUUCUCUUGUUAGUUUGGUGGUCCGCAGGCUAUUAUUAAAUUACAUAAUCCGACCUCACAUCUCAAGGAAUACUUCUUAUUCUAUAUUUUCUGAAAGAAGUCAACCUGGUGUCCUACAGAGAGUUGGUUCUGCAGCUGCAACUUUUGUAUUAUUGCCCUUCAACUAUUUAGUCAGUUCAAGUGGUGAAGGAUCUAGAAAUCUGUUUGCAGACUGUAGUCUCCAUGUGUUGCUUAUUCUCGUUCAUUACCAAAAAUGUCUUGUGAGUGACGUGUCAGUAACGGAUAGAAGUGAUGAUGGUGCCGGAUUGGAUUCUGUUUCAAAAGAUACUGCUUAUUUCUCUGAUAACCCUUAUUCCAAGGCUUUGGGAAACGCAAGGGAUAUUGAAUUUGACCGUGUAGAUAUUGAGGGAAAUGCCCAUGAUGGUCCACUUGUAAGGUUACCUUUUGCGUCUCUAUUUGAUACUCUUGGCAUGUGCUUGUCUGAUGAAACUGCUGUUCUAUUGCUGUACUCGUUGUUGCAAGGGAACUCUGACUUUUUAGAGUAUGUGUUGGUGCGGACUGAUUUGGAUACAUUGUUGAUACCGAUCUUGGAAACAUUAUAUAAUGCUUCAAGGAGGACAUCUAAUCAAAUCUACAUGUUGUUGAUUAUACUUCUCAUACUUAGCCAAGAUUCUUCUUUUAAUGCAAGUAUUCACAAAAUGGUCCUGCCAGGAGUUCCGUGGUAUAAAGAACACCUGCUACAUCAGACAUCUCUUGGUUCUUUGUUGGUGAUUGUUUUAAUAAGGACUGUACAAUAUAACCUUUCUAAGCUGCGGGAUGUCUAUCUCCAUACAACUUGUCUGGCAACAUUGGCAAACAUGGCCCCUCAUGUCCACCGUUUAAGUGCAUAUGCUUCACAAAGACUAGUUAGUCUUUUCUAUAUGCUCUCGCGCAAGUAUAACAAAUUAGCAGAGCUUAGAGAUGAGAAGCUGCAUGCCCAAGGCAAUUCUUUUGAGCAAGAAAGCCUCACAGAUGAUCUGACAGCGGAAUUGCAUAUCUAUACAGACUUCCUGAGAAUUGUCCUUGAAAUACUAAAUGCGAUUUUGACUUAUGCCUUACCAAGAAAUCCUGAGGUUGUGUACGCAAUUAUGCACCGGCAGGAAGUUUUUCAGCCAUUCAAGAAUCAUCCACGAUUCAAUGAGCUGCUUGAUAACAUAUAUACUGUGUUAGAUUUCUUUAAUAGUCGCAUGGAUGCUCAACGGUCAGAUGGUGAAUGGUCAGUAGAGAAAGUUCUCCAAUUCAUAAUCAAUAAUUGCCGAUCCUGGCGAGGUGAAGGAAUGAAGAUGUUUACUCAAUUACAUUUCUCAUACGAACAAGAGAGUCAUCCGGAGGAGUUCUUUAUUCCAUACGUGUGGCAGCUUGUCCUAUCUCACUGCGGAUUCAGUUUUAAUCCCCAUGCUAUUAAUCUAUUUCCAGUUGAGCUGCAUGCUGAAAAGCAGAUUGAUCAUGGCGGGGAAACAAACAUGCAUCUGAAUGGUGAGUUUAAUGAACAUAGGGUUGUUGUGGAGCUGUAGCUCAAUGAUAUAAUAUCCUGGUCUUUGCCAUGUGUGUAUCCAGGCAGAGUAUGUAAAUAGAUAAGAUAGCAGAAAAUGUAUUCGUGUCAUUCUUUGGUGUUAAUAUAUGAGUUUCUGUAGAGGCCUUUUCCCCACAGAUGAAAUUGAGAUUAUCCUAUGUAAUAAAUAAGAGAAGGAUAAUUUCAGUUCCUGAUAUAAUUUUUCAGUAGAAAGUUUCAGCUCUUCUUAAUCCUGCAAGAGCUAAGUUUGUAUCCCGGUUGAAUUUUGGGUGAGGAACAAUUAGCUACUUCAAGCAAGCAAACUUCCUGGAGCAACUCUUUAUGUUUGGCGACCGGCUACGCCAAGCAUUUUUGUCAUUUCUCUGAGAAUUUUUUUAACCUCUAUGAGGGAGUCGCACUUAUUCCAA